Molecule: messenger RNA, 2514 nt
Organism: Neospora caninum
Lineage: Eukaryota; Apicomplexa; Conoidasida; Eucoccidiorida; Sarcocystidae
Exons: 14
Coding region: 1-2514 (837 amino acids)
Biological process (GO): regulation of translation
Cellular component (GO): nucleolus
Molecular function (GO): mRNA binding
Source: RefSeq, a predicted model, not a curated record
AUGGCUCCGGCGGCGCUUCACCGGCGCCCUGCCGGUCGCGGCGCGGGAGGAAAGCAGGCGCGCGGCGGGAAGGACUUGAAGCUGAAGAAAGGGAAAGGCUCCUCGGCCGCAGGUCGGUCGAAAGGCAAAAAAGGAGCUGUGGAGGGAGGCAAGCGCUUCAGCGUGAAGAAGAAGGGAAAGAAGAGUCGACCACACGCCUCGGGCCAGAAGAAGGCGGAGCAGAAACAAAAACACGCAAAGAGCGCCGGCAGCGGCCGCGUCGCAGGCCGCAAAGAAGCUGGCGAGAAGAAAAGGCCGCAGGCGAACCGCACAUCUGCUGGAGACGAGCUCGAGGAGUGGGAUUUUCGGGAAGGACGUGGAAAGGAAAAGAAGGCCUUUCCCCAGAAGAAGAGAGCCUCUUCCGACAAACGGCGAAGCGCCUCCGCGUCGGGCGAGAAGCCCGCGAAGGAGCGGAAGCCGAGAGCUGGAGAGAAGCCGGCGAAGAAGAAAAAAUCUUUCGAAGAGCAACUUCGCGAGUACCUGGAUGAACAAGCAGGGCGGACUGGGAAGCGCGCGGGAGACGCGCAAGAGACCAGCCCGGCGCCUCGCUCCGAGAAAGAAGUGCAAACAGCGUCUGCAGAGAAGGGAGGCGGCGUCGAGACGGAGACGCAGGACGCCAGCUCAGCUGUCGACUCGCUCUCUGUGAGCAAGAAACGGAAACUGAUGAAUGAAAUGAAACUCAGCCACCGCAACGAGGACGCAGGGUACAUCAAGCAGUGCUUCCGACUGUACGGCCAGCUUCUGGCGACACGCCCCGAACAACAGAAUGCUGGGACGCCGCAGGUCGCCGAGAGAGUAAAAGACCUCCUCGAGUUCAUCCUCCCAAGAGUCAAAGAGGGGGAUCGCCACCUGUGCACCUCGCGAGCUCUCCAAGCCUUGCUCAAGUUUGGCAGCAAGGAACAGCGCCUGCAGCUCUGGGCGAUUCUUAAAGACGAUUUUGCGGAGCUGUGCUUGGGGAAGACGGUGUGCCAGGUGGCCAUGAAGUUUUAUCUCUACGGCGACAAGGAAACACAGGAAGAAAUCACUCAACUUCUCUCGAGAAACAAGGAUAUCUUCUUCUCCAAGUUUGGAUCCCGCGUAUGGGAAUAUGUGUAUACGGGCACGAAAUCGGCUAAAGGCCAGCAGCAGAUGCUCAACGCUGUCAUGCUGCCUCCGCUGGCCAUGGUGAGGCACCCAGACUACCAAGAGGCGCCGACCUUCUUCGAGCUCUUUGAGAAAUUUGACGUCGAGACGCGAAAGCUCACCAUGGAGCACAUUGCUUCUCUGCUUCAAAAGUUCGUCGACAAGGAGCUUCUGGACAAGGCGCCAGUGCACCGCAUGCUGAAGAUCUUCACUCGGCUCGCAAAUGAAGAACAACUGAAUGCUGUACUUCAAAUGACUCUGGAGGGGUUCCUGCGUCUUGCCGCUACAAAAGACGGAGUAGACGCGAUGGUUCGCCUUCUUGGGUACGCGACUGCGAAACAGAGAAAGAGUGUCGUGAAGGAGAUGAAGAAGGUCAUGGUGUCGAUGACAACAAAUCCUGUCGAUUACCUGCUUGUUCUUCGCCUUCUCUGCACUGUAGAUGACACAAAGCUUCUGCGAGACGUCCUCAUUAAGGAACUCACGAAGGAAAUUGGAACCAUCGCCUUCGAUCCGCAAGGCUACUUCGUUCUCCUCCAGCUUCUGGACACGUCUUCUGAGCCCUGCAAACACUUGCCUCUUCACACCCGCCAGAUGCUCCAGCUACCGUCUCCUACUAGUCUGAAGCCAUUUGACGUGCGAGUCGGUGAACUUCGGGCUCCUAUCGUGGAGGCCCUCGAGAAAGAACUGGAGGAGGCAGCAGAACGGCCUUCCACUGCUUCUCUCUGUUCGCCUCCGAAAAAAAUGAGGAAGAACCACCUGGGGAUGAAGGCGAGUGCGGAGGCCGAGCCCUCAGAGGGCGAGGGACAGCAAGAAGGCGACAACGGAGCAGAGGAAACAGAGAAAACAAAAGGCGCUUUCAAGGACUGGCUCGAGAACCAGUAUGCUUCGCGGGUCUUCGUCGAGUUCCUCAAGGUUACAAAAAGCCCUAAGAUCCUUGAGUUGCUUAUAGGGGAACUCGGCAACGAUGAAAAGUCGCUCCGCGGCUUCGUUGAUCACCCGCAUACGCAGCGGUUGUUAUCGAGCCUUGUGAAGCAAGCAGAUGAGACAUGGGAAGUCGCAGGAAGCCCAGAGCGUUCAACUGAACACAGCGACGGAAAUUCGAGACCGUCCUUCAUCGGGUCCCUAUGGCUUGUCUUGGCUCCUCGCCUGUCCGCCGUUUUGGCCUCUCGAGGCGUGUUCCUUGCAACGGAUAUUCUCCAAGCGUCCAGGCGGCUGCAUGCAAAAGCCCUUGAGAAGCAGAUUGUACAAGCACUCGAAGGAGACGCACUACAACAAGCACGAAAAACCGUUCAGGCAGAGGGUUUGUCGACUGCAGGAUUAGAUAUGCUCUCGUCCAAGCUCAAGGAAAAUUAA